GGAAUAAUAUGCGCAAAAUUCAGAAUAAAAUUAUGAAUGACUCUGAUUCUGAGAACGAGGACAGCGAGUACUUGGUUUUUGCGGAUUUUAAAAACCAAUUACCACCUCAUCUGCUGAAGCACGAGAAUUCUGCCAUUAAAAUUAUAGGAGUUUAAAGCGACAGCCCCUUGGCGGAGGUAAAUGGCUGCAUUUACAAAGGCACCUACGAGCACUCCUUGGGAACAAAUGUGUUUUUCGAAAAAGCCGCGGAUCGUUCGCCGGCUGACCCGCUUUUCGAGUCGUCCUGUCGACAAAAGUACCAAUAUCUGGAUAAGACUGACAAAGUCAUUUCCUUUGAGCGGGUUUACAUAGAGAAUUUGCCGCCAGAUCCUGAAAAAUCAACAGAGGUGCCAGAUACCACUACCGAAGAAACAGAAACACCGCCGAAAACGAAGGUGAAUAUCAACUACAAGGAAGCUAUUAACAAGUUCGGAGAGGAGCAUUAA
Molecule: messenger RNA, 485 nt
Organism: Drosophila miranda
Lineage: Eukaryota; Metazoa; Arthropoda; Insecta; Diptera; Drosophilidae
Product: general transcription factor 3C polypeptide 6-like
Exons: 1
Biological process (GO): transcription by RNA polymerase III
Cellular component (GO): transcription factor TFIIIC complex
Source: RefSeq, a predicted model, not a curated record